AUGGAUAAAAAUGCUAAGAGACGUAAGAGGUAUGCGGAAAUGUCACAUAGUCAGAAAGCUGACCUGCUCUGUUGCCGUCGAGAACAGAACGCUUCAAAGAAGGCAGCCACUGCUGUGCCUUCUUCUGGUGAAACGAUCCAUUUUCAAAGGCCUGCCCAGAAUACCCGAGAUUAUUUUAGUAGUACUCCAUUAGGCUAUACUCAGACUGGUGUUGUUUUGGUUGGUGCUGUGGAUAGUUCCCUGCUAGCUUCUUCGUUUUUAAAUGACAAUAGGGAAAAUCUAUUCACUACUCAGUCGGAAUAUGUUUAUACAUUUCGAGUCCAGGGCCAGGUGUAUCACUUCUUGGAUGGUCUAAUCUCUCCGUCUGAUAAAUCGUCGAGGGUUCAGUUAUAUUUUUUUGACACUGAUGAAGAGAUCACAAACAGAGUUCAAAAUUUUGAUAAGCUUCGGCUGACCACCCUCAAGCUGUUAAUGACAAUCCUGCAACAAAAUCCUUAUAGAAGGUUUUUUAAAGAACUUAGGGAUGUUCAGGCCAUUGAGACCCAUACUAUAAUUCUUAGGUGCUAUCCUAGGCUAGAUCAGCGUGUCUUUAAUCUUCCUACUGCCUCUCAAGUUGCCGCUAUAUGGACCGAGCCAGAUGAUGAGUUGGUUGAGAAGAGCCCCCACAUUCAGGUUUAUAGCCAUUCUAAUGCAAGUUAUAGGGUCCAAUCAUAUUAUGCCUGUUACGAUCCUCUUCAAUAUCCUCUUCUCUUCCCUAGAGGUGAAUCUGGUUGGCAUCGUGGGAUCAAAAGGGUAUUCUCAAAAAGGAAGAAACCUGAUACCCAUGACCCAGAAGUUCAUGUUGAUUUUUCUUCUGCCCAGGAUCCUUCUAUCUUAUUCCACUUUGAAGAUAUAGCUGCUCAGCAAAAGACCUCUCAAGAUUAUACUGUUUCUGCUAGGGGGUACUAUUGUUAUCGGCUGCAAAUAAGAGACAAUGAUGAUUCUAUGUUACUUCAUAGUCUGAGAUUAUUUCAGCAAUUUGUUGUUGGUACAUAUAUAAAAAUUGAAACAUCUAGACUGGAUUUUCAUAGAAAGCGACAAACUGAAAUUAGAACAAAGAUCCUUCAAGGGAUUCUAGACAGUGUUGCAAUAGGCCAAAUGCAGGGGUCUAGAGUAGGUCGUCGAAUUGUAUUGCCGGCUUCAUUUAUUGGCGGCCCAAGGGACAUGAGAAGAAGAUAUCUUGAUGCAAUGACCUUGGUUCAAAGGGAUAAACAGAGCCCGUGCAUGAGAGCCGGUAAAUGCAAAAAUCAUUAUCCUAAAAAUUUUGCUCCUUAUACAGUUCAUGGUGAGGAUAGCUAUGCAUGUUAUAGAAGAAGAGAUGAUGGCCGAAAAAUAAAGGUGCGCAAGCAUGAGCUCAACAACCCAUGGGUGAUACCUUACAGCCCAUACUUAUUAGCUCUAUUUGAUUGCCACAUCAAUGUUGAAAUCUGCUCCACUGUUAAGCUUGUUAAGUACCUUUAUAAAUAUAUUUUUAAAGGUCAUGAUCUUAUCAGUUUUAAUCUUCUUGACCAAGAAUCUUCUGGUACCAUUGAUGAAAUUAAUUCCUUCCUGCAAGCACGUUGGGUUUCACCUUCGGAAGCUUUGUGGCGCAUAUAUGAAUUUCGCCUAACAGAAAUGAAUCCAACAGUUUAUACCCUCCAAGUUCACUUUCUUAACCAACAAUUUGUUUCUUUUGAUAAAAGUUCAGAUUUGUGGUAUCUGUUAAGGAAGAUUGAUUUUUCAAAGGCUAUGCUGACUGAGUUUUUCAGAAUGAACAAAACCAAUGCCACAGCUCAGAAUUUGAAAUGUUUAUAUAGAGAUUUUCCUCGACACUUUGUGUGGACACCAAAAACAAAGACAUGGUCAGAGAGGAGUCGUAGAACGGUCAUAGGAAGGCUGGUAACUAUCGAAUCCAGGGAAGGGGAAAGAUACUAUUUAAGACUUUUACUCACACAUAUUCCAAAUCCAACGUCACUUGAUGACUUACUUAUGGUUAGAGGUCAUAAAACAGCCUUUUUUAGAGAGGCCUGUUUGGAGCUAGGCUUGCUUGAAUCUGAUUCUUAUAUAGAACAAGCAUUAGAGGAAGCAGCUCAUUUCCAGAUGCCUUAUUUGUUAAGGUCUUUAUUCGCAUUGCUUCUUUUCUAUUGCUGCCCAAAAGACCCUAAACAUCUUUGGCAAUCAUUCGAAGAACAUCUAUCUUCUGAUUAUAAACGAAGUUCAUCUCAUCGGCAUUGCACGCCGAUAGAGAUCAAAAGAAAAGUUCUUCAAGAUAUUAAUAUAACAUUGGAGCACAUGGGGAAAAACCUCGGUGAUUAUCAUUUCCUUGAAGAUUCCUUUGCGUCCUGCCAUGGUGAGCAUCUCACCAAAGAAAUUCACAGUAAAACAACCAUACCUAUUGAUCCAGAGGAUCUGCUUCUUGCUCAAAAGUUGAAUUCUGGCCAGAGGCAUGCAUUUGAUUUAAUUCUGGAUUCAGUAUCCUGCUCAAAGGGUCAAGCUUUCUUUGUAGAUGGUCCAAGUGGAACCGGCAAAACUUUCUUAUAUCGUGCGCUUCUUGCUUCUCUUCGCUCACAAGGAUAUGUCGCAAUAGCAGUUGCCACAUCUGGUGUUGCGGCAUCGCUCCUCCCUGGUGGUGGAACUGCACAUUCAAGGUUUAAGAUCCCUUUGGACUUUUCAAAAUAA
Messenger RNA from Coffea arabica (coffee), 2697 nucleotides. RefSeq lists its product as uncharacterized. NCBI's taxonomy places the organism in Eukaryota, Viridiplantae, Streptophyta, Magnoliopsida, Gentianales, Rubiaceae. Gene Ontology annotation, molecular function: DNA helicase activity. The record is from RefSeq and is a predicted model, not a curated record. Gene Ontology annotation, biological process: DNA repair; telomere maintenance.